CGCGCUCCUCCUCUUUUUUGGGCUUGUAAACAAUUGAAGCCAGUUUGGUUUCUAAGGCAUAAAAUAACUGCCCCUUUCAAUGUUUUCUUAUUUUGUCGCACGCGUUUUGUUGCAACACUUUCAUUAGAAAACUUACUAAUCAAGUUGUAGGUGAGAUGACCAGGUGACCAUUGCAUUACUAGGCUAAUUUUCACACAUUUCAUUAGGAUGUCAGGAGGUAAAGAGGAGUCCCUCUCACCAGAUGAGAUGAGGAAGAGGCUGUAUCAGACAUUCAAAAAGCGUGGAGUUCUUGACACUCUGAAGACCCAGCUUCGGAACCAGCUUAUUCAGGAGUUAAAGCACCCCUUUUUAACUGGAGAGAGUCUGCCCAAAUCAGUCCCUGUAAAAACAUCUUCUGUCCUAGAGAUUGCCUCUAACAGCUUGGUAAUUGAGCACUUGCAGAGUUCAGGCUAUGAAUAUACCCUGUCUGUAUUUUAUCCUGAAUCUGGCAUGAACACAGAAAAGUGUUUUUCAACCAGAGACAUUCUUCAACUCAUGAAAAUCAGUCCCCGCUCAUCUCUGUAUAAGUCUUUGACAUCAAGCAUUCAGAGAGAGAGUCAGAAAGGCUUUUUGAUGAAUCUUCUGACAGAGUUAAUAGACCACCAUAUACACAGGGACUGCAGUGAUGCUAACACGCAAACCAGCAACUCUGAAGCCUUUAAAGAAUCUCUUGUGGAAAAGAUGCAGAUGAUCGAUGAAGAGUAUGAGGUUCUCCGUUCCCGAGGAAACAAGUGGCAUACAUUUGAGGCUAGACUUGCCGAAUAUAGAAAAGAGAUUGAGGAACAAGCACAGGCUGAAAUCAACACAAAGCUUCAACAUUUGAAGGAUGUGGAAAUCGCAAAAGUGAAGAUGGAAGAGAAGGAAAAGGCUCAGAAAGAGAUUUUGGAUUUUAGGAGAGAUAUGGAGAGAACUUAUGAGAUGAAAUCUGAGGCCUUGAUUCACAGAGAAAAGAAUGCCAUCGAGCGACUGCAGAAGCAACAGCAGAUUGAAGAAAAGGAGAUCUACAUGCAGAGGCAGGCCUUGCUGAAGGAGAUCGAAACUGUGCGCAACAGAGAAGCUGAGUUAAGGCAAAGAGCUGAAGCGUUUGAAAAAACAUGUAAGCUACAGGAGGAGAAAACCAAAGUAACCGAAGACCUGCUGAAAAGAAGAGAACUGGCAGUAAAAACCAUGGAGGAUACCUAUGACCAAAAGUUGAAGAAUGAACUGGCCAGAUACCAAGUGGAACUGAAGGCAGACUAUGUUAGGAGAACUGAACAGCUGUCAGGAAAUGAGAAGAGAAAUAAAGAGGAGACUGUAAGAAUUCAGAAGGAGGCGUCUGCGAUUGAUGCUAAACUACAAGAGCACAGUCAAGCUCUCGCCGAGGUGAAACGACUAAAGAUGGAGCUGGAGACGGCCCAGUCCCAGAGCUCUCUGGUGGGCCAGCAGAACGAGCUGCUGCGGGAGCGGCUGGAGAGCAUGAGCGACUCCGUGCUAAGGAGGGAGAGGGUGGAGCUGCAGGCACAGGUGCGCCUGCUCACGCAGCAGGUGGAGGAGGCCCAGGAGGACAACCGACACCUGCGCCAAGCUCUCAGCCAGCCGUCGGCGGAGCAGCUGGCCCUGUGCACGGAGCUCAGGAGGCUGGAGGCGGCCAAGAGGCUGCAGGAGGAGGAGCACGAUAGCCAGAGGCAGGUGCUGCACGCCCAGCUGCAGCAGGAGGUGGAGCGUGUGGCCCAGCUGAAGAGCCAGCUGCUGGAGUGUGAGGAGAGGAGCCAGUGGAUGGCCACCCACGCCGAGGACAUCAAGAUGCAGCUGCGCCAAGCUCAGCUAGCCUUGGAGAAUGAGGUUCUCCGUAAUCCCAAGCCGUUCCUGGUGGACCGCACGGUGCUGGAGCUGAAUGCUGACCGGCUGCUUCCCCCCGACAUGUAUGUAGACAGGGACGUGCUGCGGGCGCAGGCGGGCGGGGGUGUGCGGGGGGGCGGCUGGCGGGACCGCAGCGUCUCUCCGGACUCGGACCUGGAGCUGGUGGCUGGGGCCAAGGCCCGCAUCCGCGAGCUGGAGAAGGAGGCGGAGACCCUGGAGGAAGCCUACCGCAGCUACCAGCAGAGGGCGCUACAUGCCGCCGUCUCCCACGCGCUUCCACAGAGAGCCCAGUCGCCCACGCGGCACAAGCCCACCGCGCUCCACCACCAACACGCCAAGGCCCUGUCACUGGCGCACCAACGGGUGACCUUCGCCUCUGACCUGCCGGCCCCACGAGUCGACGUGCGUCCCCCAGUCAGAGAGUCGGACCUGCAGCCCGUCAGCUACGGCCGAGCCCCACUAGCGGGAGAGGUGACCCCUCCGCAGCAGAGCCUCUCUCCCGCACCUCGACGCCUCUCCUCCACACCGGUCUCCAUCGCUAAACAUCAGCCAAGACGAGAACUGCUGGAAGAGGCUUUGCCAGUGCCCCUGGCCGGCAGCACGUCCCCAACCCGGCAGCUGUCCCCCAUCCCAGCAGCAGUCCGGCGGUCAGGGGACUUCAGUCCCAUGCUCAGUGACCCCAGCAGCCCCCAGCUUAAGAGCACCAGCCACCAGCACUCCAGUCCCCCAAAUGUUGCUCAAGAGGUCUCAAGUUCAGAGUCCUCUUCUCCACAACCUGCAGAAAUAGCCAUUGAUGACCUGACCGAACCUUCACCAGAGCCCAGUCACAUUCCAGAGCUUCUCCAAGAGGAGGGCAUCCGUGUCAGUGAGGAGGCCCCUGAGGGGCACGACGCCUCCCCCCCUGUACCCACCCAGCCCAGUGCAGCUCAGGCCAAUGUGGAGGCAGCCAGACAGGAGGAGGAGGAGGAGGAGGAGGAGCUGCGCUGGGAGAUGGGGAGGAAGAGGCGAGAGAAGAGGAGGCAGAGGGAGCAACGCCAGGCCCAGGAGAGGGAGCUAAGGGAGCUGGAGAGACUAGAACAGGAGAGGCUCCUGCAGGAGGCGCAGUAUGAGAGCCAAGAGGCGGAGGUGGAGCGAGGAGGUGCAGAGAAGAGGGGCCAGGGGCAGGAGGUGGAGGGCCUUUCCCAGGAAGAGCAGAGGGAGCAGGUGGAGGCCAGCCAACAGCUGGAGCCCGAGAGGGGCCCUGCGUCUGACCCGGCCGACCCGCUGCAGACUUACAUGAGGAUGGUCAUGCAGGGAGGAGAGAGUGAGCGUCAACAGAGUCCAAAGAAGGAGGAGGCUGAGCGCAGAAGCCCAGAGCUGGACAUCUUAUCUGAUAAAGACAACAGUGUUACUGCUUUCUCACAUGAAGAGGCAGAUGAAGACUUCUGGUGAAAUGGAACUCCAUGAACUACAUGA
This is a messenger RNA of Alosa alosa (allis shad), 3333 nucleotides long. RefSeq names its product OFD1 centriole and centriolar satellite protein (gene ofd1). Gene Ontology annotation, cellular component: ciliary basal body; centrosome. Gene Ontology annotation, biological process: epithelial cilium movement involved in determination of left/right asymmetry. Gene Ontology annotation, molecular function: protein binding. Lineage: Eukaryota; Metazoa; Chordata; Actinopteri; Clupeiformes; Clupeidae. The record is from RefSeq and is a predicted model, not a curated record.